AUGAAGUUGUGUUUGAUUGCUUUGUGUUUGGCUGUAGCUACGUGCAUUGAUGCUCAGGGGUUUCCUACAGCAAAAUGCCCUCCAGGCGAGCAUUCCGUCCUGUAUUGUCCAGAAAGAGCGGAACCAGACUGUGACAAUCCAACAGUCCACGACCUCAAGGGACCAGCUGCGUGUGGCCGACCUCAGUGCUUCUGCAAUACCCCGAAUGUCAGAAAUCUGAAAACUGGGAAAUGCAUACCUCUUUCGAAAUGCUAA
Messenger RNA from Pieris macdunnoughi, 255 nucleotides. The record is from the annotation of a GenBank genome assembly. Lineage: Eukaryota; Metazoa; Arthropoda; Insecta; Lepidoptera; Pieridae.